This is a messenger RNA of Toxoplasma gondii ME49, 3828 nucleotides long. RefSeq lists its product as hypothetical. Gene Ontology annotation, biological process: tRNA methylation. The coding region runs from base 577 to 3348 and encodes 923 amino acids. Lineage: Eukaryota; Apicomplexa; Conoidasida; Eucoccidiorida; Sarcocystidae. The transcript is spliced from 8 exons. The record is from RefSeq and is a predicted model, not a curated record.
CGCAAACGCUCUGGCUCUUGAUCCACAUCUCUGUUAAGUUUAUCGCUGUUUAUUGCCUCCCAUGCGGCAAGUCUGCCCCACGGGGACUGCCUUAACCAAAAAGUUCAAGGAUAAACAAGGUGUGUCCGAUUCCUCUGGUUUUCCUCUCGUUCGUUUCUCGUCCUGGAAGGUUCCUUUAGGCGACUGGACUCACUCACUGCGUAUCAUUCCCUCCCAUUCAGAGAAUCGGUUGAGGUCAGAAAUGUCGUAUUCGCACGGCGUUGCGCGGUGGCGUGUGUGGUGGACUUAAAAAAAGGAUUUCCUCUCUGUUCUCCGUAACUUUUUAUUCACGCAUUCUCGCUUCUCAUAGGUGUCACAUUCAUGUUUCAAUUGGAAACCUGGAUAAGGUAAGCUGUUACUGCAUCGACGUUUCAGGCACUAUUCGUAAACCGUCGUUCCACUUGUGUUGUAACCCGUAAUCCCACUUCUGUUUUCGAGAUUCCUUCGUAUAGACUGGUCGUGCUGAAGGCGGUCUGCGAGUCAAUUGCCUCCUAAAACAGAGGUUUGUCGCAUUUUGUUCACCUACCGUCUUCUUCCAUGCCAGGCUUUUUAGAACACGGCGCCGCGAUGGAGGCAGGAGACCCCAGGAGAAGCGUUCCGACCAGUAAAGAGGAGAGCAGAAUCCAUUGGUCGAAUCCGAUGCUUUCAGAGGCAAGCUCUUCGUCUGGAGCGCAAUCCAGAUCUUUUCCGAAUGUCCCUUCUUCCAUAUCUCUCUCUUCGUCUUCAUUAUCAAGCAACAGGCCAACGGAGGGCCGAGAACAUGGAGGAGUGUCACGGGUGGAGAGCACUGCUCCCGCUGGGAGCAGAGUGGGUGCAGGGGUGCCAGGGGAAGGCUCAGAUGCGUCUUUGUUUACUGAGACAGGUACGAGAAAGGACAAGAAGGAUCUUCCAUGCAUGAGCCAAUUUUCCUGUCGAGAGGCAGGCGAAUGCCGAGAAAUUUCUACAGCCGACCGCAUUCCCUGUCCGGUCGACCCUCGGCACUCUAUCUACUUGAGCAGAGUAUCUGCCCAUGUAAGGAAAUGCACGAAAAUCCGAGAUAUGGCCUACGCACAUCUGCUUCCCUUCGUUCUUCCUGGAUGUAACUGCGGCGAGCAGAUACAGGAAAACGCACAAUGCGAGUCGAGACAACAAGCGGACGCUCAGCUUGGGACGCCCUCUUCGUCACCUCCACCCCCAGGUGAAAAGGUACCCUUUUGCUCUCCAGCCUGUGCGUCGUCUUCCUCUUUGCUUCCUUUUGACAUUGACGAGUUGCACCAAAAGGUUUUCCAGGCAGUGAAACAGUGCUGUGAGGAGGUUUCCCUUCCGCUCUCCGUCAUUCUGCCACCGUCGCCGGAAGAAGCCGAAGAGGCCAGCAACGAGAUGGGGAAGGAAGGUGAGAGAAACGGGUGCAACCCUGCGGCUGAGCUGCUUCGGGCAGCUGCAGGAUCCGAGGACUUGCCUCUUCCCGAAGUUGAACAAGCAAAAGAAACCGGACGCGACGGCUCUCUUGGUUCCGCCGCGCGGGACAGGACACACGCUGACUCCGACACAGAAGAAGAGAAGCGGGCUUCCAUUCUGGUAGACUGCAUAGCGCGCGCCAGCAAGGCAGCUGCUCAGCACCGUCAACGUCAGCGACAAGGCCCAGCAGGCGAUCAAGCAGACUCCCAAGGGGAAGCCAGCUCCCCAGCAGGCGUGUUUCCCUUGGCCGCUUCCGCGUCUUCUUUUCAGUCUCUCGGGAUGUCACCGUUGGAAUGGCUCAGGAAGGUGGUGACAUUCAUGGACAAGCAUGAUGUACAAAAUGCUCAACUCGUUGCCCUUUGCGCCCUCGCCGGGUUUCUCCCCACGAGUCAGGAGGCCCUCAAGGGUCUCGUCGUUGUGGAACUUGGAGCCGGGAAGGCAGCACUCACUCGGUGGCUUGCCACCUGGACCGCGUCAGCGUUUGCGGAUACAGCAAGGACCAGAUUCGUAGGAACGAAGAAAGAUCAAGGCAGCAAUUCAGGAAAAGAAUGCCAGAUAGAGGCCCGCCACUCACCAGAAGCCGAAUGCACCGCCACAGGUGAAGACAUGUCUCCGAAGGUGAACCUAGAUGUCUCCGUGCAACCCAAGGAACCAGGCAGUGAAACGAAUGUGGUCGGUGUCAGAUUCGUAGUUGUCGAACGGGAAGCGCGAAGAAAUGCGAAGGAGUUAAAGGAUGAGCAAAUGCAGUCGAUGAGCAGCACCCGGAUUCGCAGCGAAAACCACUUCAAAAAGCGGAAACAAGACCAUGCUACGGACCGUGUACUAGCGUCUGAAGGCGAGAGACAUGGGAAUGAGGCUUUUGGCCAUCAGGCCCCGCGCUUCGUCCGCCAUGUCAUCCGCUUGCGGAUUGACAUUUCUGACUUUGACUUGGGCGCAAUGCUUCGAUACAUGAAUUUGGGAGACUCUCACGCCCUUAGACAGCCCCACGUACCUUCAUUCUUCAAACUACUCCGCCAGCAUAACUGCCGCCUGUUUCCGCGGCGGCCCAGUCCCUUACGGCAGACGACUGCCUCCGAUUCGUCUUGGCCCGAAGACGAAGCAACCCAGACAAAUGGAUGCAACAACAGAUGCGAGCAGAUUUCGAGGAACAGAAAUACCGAUUCUUCCAAAAGCAAUGAAAUGGUCCCCGAGGUGGGACCUGAGAAGCGGAGGGCGCUGGAGAAACCGGAGACUGCAUCUCCUACAGAACAAGCAGCCACUCUUGCAAACUACCCUCAUGACAACGACGCGUCCCUCGAUGCAUACUGGGAACUAACGAAGCAGUUAGGCUCCAAAGGCGGUGCAGACAUAAAGGAAACAGAGCUUUGCCUGAAAAGCCACUUCCUAAACAAGCCCGCACAGCGAGUGCUAGGGGUUGCCAAGCACCUGUGCGGGGGUGGCACUGACGUUGCUCUUCGGUGCUUUGUUCGAUGCCGAAGGGCCUUCUUCACUCGGGACAGCGGCAUGCAACGUGAAGAUGCUGGCGCGUCAGGUUCAAAAUCUACUGGAGUUUCGUCCGAGGUUUCGCUCUGCCUUUGUAUUGCCCCGUGUUGUCACCACAGGUGCGACGAACAGUCGUUUGUCGGGCUCGAAGUUUUGAGAAGACUAGGCUUCGCUGACAAUGAAUUCGCACGCCUUGCAGCCGCAACGGGCUGGGCGACGGGCGCAUGUGGGGACAAACAACGCACUGGAAGCCUAAUUAAGAGGCUGUUUGAUCUUUGCCGGCUCAUAUGGCUACGAGAAGAGGGCUUCCAGUCGGCCACUAUCCGGAAAUUUGCUUCAAGCUCGUGUUCUCCUGAGAACUUCGUCAUUCUGGCGUCUGCGACCACAUAACUUGAGCGAACUCGCAAUUCAGAAAAUACACGAAAAAGCCGCGUGAUGCAUUUUCGCGUGUUUUCAAGACGGCUAACGGGCACGAUCACUGCGUGAGUAAGCUUUUUGUGGAUAUAGAAUAUGCGUUUGUGCACUUUGGGUCAGUUGUUGUUCUGGUCGAUCACUAUUACGUUGCUCAAAAACUGGUGGGCUUAACGGAGAGCCACCACCAUAGCAGAAAAGACACAAUUAGUCUGCCCUUUCGCCGAGCUACCGAAAGGAAAGAGUCUCAACAAUUGGCUCGCAGGAGGGAACCUGCUUGAUACGCGGGGAACAGGGAACUACAGACCGAGCAUUAAGAUGCAAGUCAAGUUUUCGGCACAGUGGAGUGGUUCUUUUUGUGGAUACGCAUGCCUCACGACUACCAAAAUUAAUGCCUGGAAGAGAACCGAAGCUACAGAGAAAAGUCCAUCCACUAUGUUGCCUUCUUUUACAUGGGCC